AUUACAAGUGACUAGCUCAUGACGGUGAUAAGAAAUUUUACAGGUUCUAUUGCAAGCGGUGCAGAUACAACCACUGUGAUGUUAACAUGGACUCUCUCUUUAUUAUUGAAUAAUCCUCAUGCUCUCAAGAAAGCACAAGAAGACACUUUUUUUAAGGUUGUUAAGGUAGCUGAUUUUGGUGUUGCGAGAGUAAAGGCUUAGACUGGUGUCAUGACAACCGAAACGGGGACAUAUCGAUGGAUGGCUCCUAAGGUUAUUGAACACAAACCCUAUGAUCAUAAGGCUGAUGUUUUCAGUUUUGGGGUUGUGUUAUGGGAGUUACUAACUGGGAAGGUAUAUAUAUAUUUCGGCAAUGGAUCUAAUUAUCGUCUUUCAAGCCUAAUUCCUACCGCCUUAGGAUCCGAGUUCAACUACACAAUGGUCGAUUGUAAGCAACAAAAGGGUGGAUGGGAAUGCGGCUACAUGGUUCUCCAACAUAUGUUUGACUUUGUCAAUUUGUAUCAAAACCAAUUUCCCGAUGAAAUGUGGCACGACACGAGAGAGGCUACGGAUAAUGAAAUAGAUGUUUUGUUGAUGACGUUGAUGCCGAAGUUUUUUAACGAGUUAGGUAUUUCGUUAGUUUAGCUUAUGUGUAAUUUGUUAUGUAUUCACAAAUGAUUGUAAUUUGACGGGUUUAUUUCCGAAUUGGAUGUCUACGGGUUUAUUUUGGAUUUGAAUGUGUAUUGUUUUGGUUUGAUUUGAAAAUGUUCCAUUGGUGUAUAUAAGGUUGAUGUAUUUUUUUUC
Helianthus annuus (common sunflower) is the source of this 783-nucleotide messenger RNA. RefSeq names its product mitogen-activated protein kinase kinase kinase 11. Bases 211 to 624 code for a protein of 137 amino acids. Gene Ontology annotation, biological process: protein phosphorylation. The transcript is spliced from 5 exons. Gene Ontology annotation, molecular function: heme binding; iron ion binding; protein kinase activity. Lineage: Eukaryota; Viridiplantae; Streptophyta; Magnoliopsida; Asterales; Asteraceae. The record is from RefSeq and is a predicted model, not a curated record.